AGCGAAGCUGCGUUGCUAUCGGCCGGAUAUCCUGGCAUCAACAUCUCGAAUGGAAUCAUGACUUAUGAGACCUCAUCUGCCGUUUCAAUGAAGUAUAAGUCGAUAGAGUCUCAGCUGUCAGUUCUACCGUGACGUCUUGCUCUCUUCCACCCCCAAACAUUCUCUAUCCUUGAUCUUUCAAGUUGCUUCCGAGACCUCACUACUAUCCAUCACAAAUAAAACCUGUCUUGGCUAGAUUGGACUCACGGUACCUAAUACCUACCGGUCCCCUCUCUCCCAUAGACCCACGCCCUCAGAACCAUGUCAUCAAGUCACCACAUGAGCGUCACGGUGAACAACAAACUCAAGGACAAGAACGUUACUUCGGGCUACAUGAACAGAAACAUGAACAGCAACACGAACAACAACAUGAACAUGAACAAGAACAAUAACCCAAACACUCCAAGUCAACAAGCCCUUCCCGAUGAGGAUAUCCGCCUCACCAGUAGCACUAGCAAUAGCACCGAGUGCUGUUCGACUCAUGCUGUCUAUAUAUCAAAGACUCUGUCCGAACCCUUAAGCAUCGCUGGCGACGGCGAUGGGGCCAUGGCCGGGUCGGUCACUGACCCAGACCCGGAUGAGGCGUGGGUUCUCGUGCCGAUACCACUGGAUUUGAGCGGUGUCUUGGCAGGAGUAGGGGCGCGGUUCUCCGGGUGACA
Canariomyces notabilis is the source of this 698-nucleotide messenger RNA. RefSeq lists its product as uncharacterized. The record is from RefSeq and is a predicted model, not a curated record. Bases 301 to 696 code for a protein of 131 amino acids. The transcript has a single exon. NCBI's taxonomy places the organism in Eukaryota, Fungi, Ascomycota, Sordariomycetes, Sordariales, Chaetomiaceae.